Molecule: messenger RNA, 3795 nt
Organism: Thalassophryne amazonica
Lineage: Eukaryota; Metazoa; Chordata; Actinopteri; Batrachoidiformes; Batrachoididae
Gene: il17ra1a
Product: interleukin 17 receptor A1a
Exons: 11
Coding region: 115-2523 (802 amino acids)
Molecular function (GO): interleukin-17 receptor activity
Source: RefSeq, a predicted model, not a curated record
UGCAGCAGGAGGUAAUAUUUACCGUCAGAGAGCAGGAAGUUCAACCUGAACCAAGACUUCAGACUUUUUACUGACACUCUGUGGACUCAGAUGAGUUGAUCUGAAGGUUUAAAAAUGAUUUUGUACCUGUUGGUGUUAAUGUGUGCGUCUGUGACCAUGACGGUGAGAAUUUUAUCAGCAGAUCUCAGCUGCUCUCAGCAGGGAUUGAGGUGCACCGUCCAAACAAGUAACUGCAUGGACAAAGGGUGGCUCCUCGUUAGUAACUACACGCCCAGCGGGCCUGAGGAUCUGAACGUGAUGGUGGACACCAGGCGGGAUGAGGCGGGGCGGCUCCACCCUGUUCUGGCAGCUCACUGGAAGAUCAAGGACGACGGCAGCAUCAGUUACCUGAAGGCCACAGAGCUUCAUGUUCUCGUGGUCGCCACCAACCAGAACCUGUGUGUGCGAUAUUCUUUCAAAGAUAAACUCAGCAUGAGGAAUCCCGCCAUGGAAAAGUGGUCGUUCUCAGCUGACAUGGUGGUGGUUGACCCUGGUCAACAAUACCGGGUUUCCAUCUUCAAUGUCCCCAAACCUGAGCAUGGCCACACCGACUACAAUGUUAAUGCAGAUGUCAUCGUUCCUGGUUGUCAAGAAGGCAGAAUGCGGGAGACCCGGGUCUGUGUGCAGAGCGGCAGUCUGUGGCAGCCUGAUAUCCGCGUGACACACCUCGCUGCAGCCGCAGCACCCGCUGCUCUCACCGUCUGUUUUAAUACCGACAGACUCGCACACGAGUACUUUGUGCUUGUCCGCUGCUCCGAUGUCCAACAGUGUCAGCGUGCACACAAGGACAAUCAGACAGCCCUGAAUGUAACCUUCAACUUGGACCAGUGGCCACAGUCCUGCUGCCAGUUUGUGGUGGAGAUCAAACCCAUUUUCCCACAGUGCGGCCAAGACUGUGUGCGACAAAGGACGAGUCACAAUAUAUGUCCAGAGCCCCAGCCCACAGAUGCACCUGACGCCUCCUCGUACGUGCUUGUCACCGUGGCAGUGGUGUUUCUGUUCGGGGCCAUCGGGUUUGUUGUGUGUGUUAUGUGCAGAAACAGACCAGUCAAACCAGGUGAUCCUGUGCUGCUUCAGGCCGGGGAGAAGCAGAGGCAGUAUCCACUUAAACAGACCCCCAAAGUGCUGGUCAUCUAUUCCCAGGACCACUACCUCUACAGGGACAUUGUGCUGAAGCUUUGUGCUUUCCUCCAGGCCAAGUGUGGCACCAAGGUGCUGGUAGACUUGCUGGACUCGACGUCAGUGGGCAUGGUGGGCCGCCUCCGCUGGCUGGAGUGGCAGAGACAACAGCUGAAAAACCCAGCUGACAAAAUCCUGGUGUUGUGCUCACGAGGAGUCCAGGCAAAGUGGAAGGCCAUGUGCGGAGAAGGUCAGGUGACCCUCAGAGAAGAUGUUCUUUCACCUACGGACGACAUGCUCAUUCCGUUCCUAAACCUCUUCCUGCCAGACAUGCACCAUACAGGCAUGCUGGGCAAGUACAUGGUGGCUUACUUUGAGGACGUCAGCGGUGAAGAAGACGUACCGUCAGUUUUUGGUAUUGGAGUCAAAUACAAACUGAUGAAACAUUUUGAAGAUCUGUACUUCCGAAUUUUAGAUAUUGAGAAGUAUCAGCCAGGUCAAGUUAACCACAUUGAGGGCAUCAGUGGGGAUGAAUAUUCGAACUGUCCCUCAGGCAGCACGCUGAAGGAUGCCAUUGAGGCCUUCCAGACCUACCAGCUGGAAAAUCCUGAUUGGUUUCAGACGCAGUGUGUAGAAAGUGAAGAAGACCUUAGGACUGAGAACGAAAUGAUCAUGGCUCAAGUGCAAAUCCCUCCUGUCCUCGAGUACGUUCCUCUUCUCAGAGAAGGACCUCCUGCCUGCAUGCACGAGGUGGAAAUCAAUGAAAAGGGGAACAACAUUCACGUCAUAACCCCUGAACCAAACCCAGGGUACAAACCGACGCCGGUCACCGAGCUGAGACCAGUGAUGAACCUUACAUCUUCAUUUAGCUUAGAAGAUGACCUGACCAGUCAACUGUAUCUUCAUAAACCGAGUACAGAAGCCUCCUGGAUGUACGAUCCUCUGUUAAACAGUCCGCCACAAUCUGAAGGUCGUGGGAACCCCAGUGAAGAGGAAGCACUCAGUCAAAUUCCCACGGAUGAUGAGGACGAGGAGGGUCUUCUGUCUGUAAACCACUUUUGCCAUCAGAUAGGCAGAAGAAGCUCAGUCCUACAGAACUCCCUGGAGUCGAGUCUGCCGGAAGAGUCAUUUACAGACUUGCGUGAUGAAUUUGUGUUUCAUCCAGAAACCAGCCACAGUCAGGCUGUGGAGGUGGAAGAACCAGAGGCCAUGGAGCCCUCUGAAAAGGGUCCAAGCAGUGGCUCUGAUCAAGGCUACAUGUCCAAGUUGUCCUCCCAGCAUGAAGCCCCUCUCACAGCGGAUCCACUGGCAGCUCUAGUACGGUUACAGGAGGAGCUGUUUGAGUCAAACCACCUCGAGUCAUGAAGGGAUCGACAGUCACAGGCCAAGUCCCCCUUAAGGUCCCGGUCACUGCAGGAACCAUACGUCCACUAUUUGGAAUCAAAACCGAUGACUUUUCCUGGAUGUAAGCCCAAGACUGGAUUGUAAGAGGUUAUUUGUGUGGUGUUUUCUAGUAAAAGUCACCUUUGGAGAAUUUCAAUAAAAAAAUUUACACCAUUUGGGGCAAACCAUCUUCAUGGUGGUGCCUUUGAGAAGAUGUGGUCGGACUGUUCCACUGGACAGUAGCAUGUACCACAUGUUUCUACAUGGCCUCUCCUUCUCUUCCUCCAAAAGAGAAGUUCAACUUCCCCUUUCACAUCCUUUAAUGUCUCAAAUGAAAUGUGCCAGAAGUCCAGCUUCCAGCACUGCAGAAUGACUUCAGAAAAUAGAGUUCACAUUUAUGUGCUCGUGAACUAAACUCCUCAGUGGAUACGGUUGUGAUAAAAGUACAAACCUGAAGAAAGUCCAGAGGUCUGAACUUUCUCAGUGGUGCCAUUAUGAUCCACCAACUCGGACUCGGGGGUCACAGCUUGAUGAAUGCAGAAUAAAGUGAAAUGUUGAGUUCAGAUAAUCCAAACAUGGGCAGAAACACAAGACGUCCAUGUUCUGGUGUUUGUCUUGUGGAGUGUCUUUGUCUGUGCUUGUCCUUCAUACCUCCCAGUUGCACCUUUUGCUCCAUGUUACUGUUAUGUAUUGGUGAGCGGUUGCUUCCUGCUGUUAAACAGCUGUACGUUGGCACAGCGACAGCACCCGAUUCACAAACAAACACGACCUGAUGUUAGCAACGAGCGGCACUCUGACAGUCGUCUUGCCUCAUGUCUGUUUAUUCCUCGCUGCCGUGGCCCGUGUUAGCUGCUAACUGUUAGCGCCUGCUGCCACACUGAACACUGUGGAGCGCCACUGUGUGCCCACACGGACAACAGGAAGUGGACGGUGCUGGGUUCAGGUUAAGCACAGAACCUUUGUAAACUCUACGUACCCUGAAUGCAGCCUGUAACCGUGUCGAGCUUAAAGCUUUACUCAGCGUCCGUAAGAUCAAACGAUGGCCUGGUCUGUGCGACCCCUACUGGCUAAGAAGUGAACAGCCACGUCCUGAUCCACAACUGCUGCCGUUUGAAGACACCGACAUCACGCUGUGACAUCACGUGUCUCCUGAGUCAAGGUCAAUAGGUUGACAACAAAGUGCAGGACUUGUUUUAGAAGGAAUUUUCAAAUGUUUUUUGUUGCAAAUGUGUGUUUUUUUUUGUUUUUUUUUUA